AGAAGGUCAUUCGUCUCGUUUCAAACUCUGAAUUUUUCGAACCUGAAGGUCGUUUGUGUGAUUUGGAAAUGGCCAGCUUCGAUCAGGCACCACCAGGCGAUCCCAAAGCCGGAGAGAAGAUCUUCAAGACCAAGUGCGCUCAGUGCCACACCGGCGAGAAAGGCGCUGGCCACAAACAAGGACCCAAUUUGAAUGGUCUGUUUGGAAGGCAGUCUGGCACUGCCCCUGGAUAUUCUUACUCUGCGGCUAACAAGAAUAUGGCUGUGAUAUGGGGAGAGAAUACUCUGUAUGAUUACUUGCUUAACCCUAAGAAGUACAUUCCUGGAACCAAGAUGGUUUUCCCUGGUUUGAAGAAGCCACAGGACCGGGCUGAUCUCAUAGCUUAUCUGAAGCAAGCAACAUCAUCUUGAAAAUUCUUGCCUUACACGGCCAUCAUCAUAUUAUAUCUUGCAACGGUUGGAACUUGGAAGAGUUUAGGUCACUGUUGGCAUUUUGGAAUUCUUUUUUCUGAAAAAAGUAGACUAUAAUUUCAAUAAAUAAGACCGUUGAGGUCUUCAAUAUGCUAUUUCUCUGGGAAAGCCAGACCCGUAGUGGGGAAUUUUUGUUGGACUAGAUUGCACUAUGAUGAUUUUUCUCAACUCUAAUAUAGAUCUCGUGAUAGACUAAUAUAAUUUUCCAAUUACAGUGCUUUCCUGGGUGAAAAAUAUAUGCACAGGAACCUUCCUUUCUUGGAGGUGUUUAUUGCAUAUAUGAAUUGGAAUAAGGUUUUUAGGACUUUCAGUGGGUGGUCUCAA
Ilex paraguariensis (yerba mate) is the source of this 794-nucleotide messenger RNA. NCBI's taxonomy places the organism in Eukaryota, Viridiplantae, Streptophyta, Magnoliopsida, Aquifoliales, Aquifoliaceae. The record is from the annotation of a GenBank genome assembly.